UGUGUGCAAAAUAUUAUUUCAUUUAUAAUAAUUUAUUAUUAAUUUCUAGUAAACUUAUAAUUUGCGAUACAAAAUGACGGACGCUUCAAGCAUUAUGAGCAUUAGGGAGUUAAUAGAUACAGCAUUUGGCGAUGCCAACGUGAACAUAGUGAAUCACAAGCUCAUACAAACUAUACUUGUAAUUCUGGCACGUCAACUUCGGCUGUUGGAGAGGCGCGUUGAAGUUGAAAUACCUGCAGUGGAAUACUCUUCAGGAACAAGCCUUUCGGUGACCGAAGUCAAACUACAAGCAAAUGUACCCCGUAAGAAAAAAGGCAAAGGAGCUGCCACUAGUGCCACAUUCGCUGGAGCCACCAGUUCAACCACUGCCGCUGGCCAAAAAGGCUUAAGGCCAGGCCAAUCUCAGUAUAGGCCAGGCAUGCAAGAAGUUGCAUCUAAAGCAUCGGCAAUGUCAUAUGAUAAAACAUCAUCUUCGGGGACAAAAUCUACAACUGAUAGGUCAAAAUCAACCUCAGACAAAACUAGCACGGAGAAAUCUUCAUCUGGUUUCACGUCAUCUGCUACAAAAUCAACGACUGACAAGUCCAGCUCAGACAGAACUAGUUCCCUUAAAACUAGCUCAGACAAAACCAGUUCAGAUAAAACAUCAACCGAGAAAACAUCAUCUAGUAAAACGCAAUCUGAAACCGAAGUAACAAAAUCAUCAUCGGAGAAAAAAACUACUCUGGUUCAGCCUUUACCACAGGAUUACCAGAAGCGGCUGGAAAAAAUCGAAGAACAGAGGGAACGAGAGCUGCGAAUUAUCCAUCAGAGAGCCGAUUCACGAGAAGAGCAGGAAAAAACGCCUACUCCGAUGGCUUCCUUAGAAUCAAUGGAGAAACAGUAUGAAAAAUUGUUAAUUGUGGAACGUGUACCAUCAGACAAAAUAAAAGCUGCAGAAAUUGGCGGAAAAUCGAAGCCGUUAUCUGUCGUGACUCAAGAUGAAUUUAUGGAACUUGCUACAAUAGUUCGCCAACUGCAAGACCGAUACAAAAUAGCAGGAGCUCCAAGCUUUCCCGAAAAUGCAAAAUUAUUGAAUGACUUACGCAAAGGUGCUUCACUAACUGACGCAAUGGCCGCAUUGCAACUUUCGGCUAGAGUAGAAGCUGCAGAAAAAACUUUGGAAAGACUGCUAGCAGUGGUAACUGAAAUAGUCGUCAAAAUUUAUGUAGGGGGAGAGAUAACAGGACCAAUAGAUGUUGAAGCUUUGAUAAAGUUGAGCCAAGGACUUAUUGCCCCAGAACAAUUUGCAGAAGUCAUAAAUGAAAUAAAAGAAAUGGAAGAAACAGAAGAGCCGCCUCAAGCUGCUCCAGUCCCCGCUAAACGUAAAUCUACUAUGCCAAAAGAAGCUUUAGCCAAAUCGAAAAAAUCCAUUGUAUCCAAAGCAGAAUCAAAAGAAUCGGUAGCGGUAUUAUCUAUGAUGGAUACAAAACUACCGUCAGAAACUGAAGUAACUGCUGAAACAGCACAAGAACCUGCUGCGCCAGAAGAAGAAUCAAAAGAAAAAACUGACUCUGUGACUUACGAAGAACUAGAUAAUGCACUGCAAGAAUUGUAUGAUGAAUGUUUGAAAAUGGUUACUACUUCGACAAAUCGCAGUAACACGAAUGCUAACAAUGCAAUAAAAAUUGCUAAUAGAUUAGAAGGAAGAUUGGAAGACUCUCUGAACCUAGGAGAUCGAAUGUUUGACUUGGAAAAACUAGUCUCGGAGUAUGCUGAUCAGAUAAAUACCCUUGACACUGGCUUGUCGUCACAGAUGACUAACUAUCAAGAACAAUUAACACAAAUGCAACACGAUCUUGAAUCUGGAUUAGAAGCCAUGGCAGAAGCUUUAGCAAACACAGGAGGAGAUACGGCAGCUGUUGCUGAAUUGAACAACCACUUCACAAAUCUACAAACGGAUCUCGACACUGCUGCAUCAAGACAAAAAGAGCUUAGAGAUAUACAAAACGCUCUAUCAUUGGAUCUUCAGUCUCUGUGGAAACAAAUAGAAAUACUACGAGAUACCAAAUCGGAUCGAGAUGAAGUGGCAGAUGCACUGCGCGAUAAAGCUGGUCUUGGUGCUCUAAAUGGAUUGGUGUCUCGUCAAGAAUUUGACGCAGUACGAGGAGAUUUUGAAAAACGCAUUGGAUCAGCUUACGAUAAGUUUAACAAUCAAGAGAUUGUUUGGCAAAAAGCAAUAGAUGAUCUAAUAAGAGAGCUGAACGAGAAAGCAGACUGGAUACAAGUGGUUUCUUUGCAAGGUAGCAUCAAUAAGUACCUUGAAAAGUUUCGAAACAAGAUUCGUGAAAUGGAAGAGGUUGUGGGUGAACCUCGCGCUGCCACUGUUUCGAGAAAACUACACCGCGACGCUGAAUGCUUAUCUUGCGCCACUGCUGCGCAUAUGGAUAUAGAAGAACCCAACAAGUUGCCAUUAAUGCCCGGUUUUCCAUCUUCACGACCACCGGCUAUUGGUGCGGAAGCCAAAACUAAGCCGUCUGAAGAUGGGGAUCAUAGAGGCGUUUGUUAUCCUGGCAUGCCAGUACCUCAUGCUAUAGAUCCAAGAGCCCAUGUCUGUCAUCGAUACUGUGGCGGUUCUCACACGUUAAUAAAUAAUACAUUAAGCCGCGCCCCAGCAGGCAUGAUAAUAAACCCGGCCCUGCGAGAAGUCAGCACCGCAGUUGGGACUGAUGGAAGGCUGUACAUGGUUGAUGGAGAUAAUGUGAAGAAGCCUUGUCUGCCAUGCAACUAUAAGAAAACUUUCACAACUCCAGAGCCUUCGGAAGCUGAACCAGCUCCAAUGGUGAUGCAUGACGAUUUUGGAUCUGAUAUGACGCCGCAGGACUAUCGACAACAAUCAAUGCAAGCCACUGGCGGAUCGGAUAUCGUCUCCGUAACUCCACCGCCGCCGAUGGACGAUGACUGA
Ostrinia furnacalis (Asian corn borer) is the source of this 2944-nucleotide messenger RNA. RefSeq lists its product as uncharacterized. The transcript is spliced from 17 exons. NCBI's taxonomy places the organism in Eukaryota, Metazoa, Arthropoda, Insecta, Lepidoptera, Crambidae. The record is from RefSeq and is a predicted model, not a curated record. Bases 74 to 2944 code for a protein of 956 amino acids.